AUGUCAAACUUACAGCUAGUGUUGAAGCAACUGGAGCCAUGGCGUGAACUAAAAGACAAAGUGGUUCUUGUGACAGGAGCUUCCUCUGGUAUAGGAAGAGAGAUCUGUCUUGAUUUAGGCAAAGCUGGCUGCAAGAUUAUCGCAGCUGCUCGCCGUGUCGAUCUCCUCAACUCUCUCUGCUCUGAAAUCAACAGCUUCGGUUCAACCGGAACCAACAACCAACCCGCAGCUCUCGAGCCAGACGUUUCAUCGGACGCAGCCACAAUUCAAAAAGCGGUUAAGGAAGCUUGGCAAGUCUUUGGAAAGAUCGAUGCGUUGAUCAACAACGCCGGAAUCACAGGCAGUGUCAAGUCGAGUUUGGAUUUGUGUGAGGACGAGUGGGACAAUGUGUUCAGGACCAACUUAACCGGACCUUGGUUAAUCUCAAAAUACGUCUGCGUUCUAAUGCGAGACUGUAAACUUAGUGGCUCGGUGAUUAACAUCUCAUCAAUCUCAGGGCUCAACAGAACUAUAGUGCCUUGUGCACUCGCUUACAAUUGUUCUAAAGCCAGUGUUCACACCAUGACGAGGAUGAUGGCUAUUGAGUUAGGUGUUUACAAUAUCAGAGUGAACUCGAUCGCACCGGGGCUUUUCAAGUCAGAGAUUACUCAAAGUCUUUUGCAGAAAGUGUGGUUCAAGAACGUUGUUGAGCGUAUUAUCCCUUUAAAGAAGCCACAGGCCGUGGAUCCGGGGCUUACCUCUCUCGUUCGCUAUCUUAUUCAUGACUCUUCUCAAUAUGUCUCUGCCUAUUUUCUCUUCUCUAUGAGCCCAAAAUCUUGUGUGUUUUGUAAUAAGUGA
This is a messenger RNA of Eutrema salsugineum, 837 nucleotides long. RefSeq names its product 3-oxoacyl-[acyl-carrier-protein] reductase FabG. NCBI's taxonomy places the organism in Eukaryota, Viridiplantae, Streptophyta, Magnoliopsida, Brassicales, Brassicaceae. The transcript is spliced from 2 exons. Bases 1 to 837 code for a protein of 278 amino acids. The record is from RefSeq and is a predicted model, not a curated record. Gene Ontology annotation, molecular function: oxidoreductase activity.